AUGGCUGCAGGAAACACUUCUGCAGAAACUAGCCUGGGCACAACUUCUGUUAAAUCUACCACUCUGGGCACCACUUCUGCAAAAUCUACUACCCUUGGCAGAACUUCUCCAGAAACUAUUUACCUUGGCACCACUUCAGCAGAAACUACUACCCUUGAAAUGACUUCUGUAGAAUCUACUACUCUGGACACCACUUCUACAAGACCCACGUCUGCAGGAAUUACUAGUCUUGGCACCACUUCUGUAGAAACUACUACCAUGAGCACAACUUUUGCAGAUACUACUAACCUGGGCAAAACCUCUGCAGAAACUACCCUGCGCACAACUUCUGUUAAAUCUACCACUCUUGGUACCACUUCUGCAGAAUCUUCUAUGCUUGGCACUCAUUUUGUAGAAACUAGUACCAUAGACAGCACUUAUGUACAAACUACUACCCUGGGAACAUCUUCUGCAGGUCCCACUUCUGCACAAACGAGUACCUUUGGAACAACUUAUGUAGACACUAGUACCCUGGAAUCCACUUCUACAGGAUCCACUUCUGCUGAAACUACUAUGCUUGGCACCACUUCUGUACAAACUACUACCCUGGGAACAACCGCUGGUCCCACUUCUGCAGAAACUACUACCUUUGGCACCACUUCUGUAGAAACUACUUUCCUGGAAACCAUGGCUGCAGGAAACACUUCUGCAGAAACUAGCCUGGGCACAACUUCUGUUAAAUCUAACACUCUGGGCACCACUUCUGCAAAAUCUACUACUCUUGGCAGAACUUCUCCAGAAACUAUUUACCUUGGCACCACUUCUGUAGAAACUACUACCCUAGGCACAUCUUCUGCAGGACCCACGUCUGCAGAAACAACUAGCCUUGACACCACUUUUGUAGAAACUACUACCCUUGCCUCUACUACAUUGGAAUCUACAACUCCGGGCACCACUUCUGUUAAAUCUACCACUCUUGAAACCACCUCUACAGGACACACUUCUGCAGAAACAACUAGCCUUGACACCACUUCUGUAGAAUCUACCAGUCUGGGCACCACUUCUGCAGAAACUACUCUCCUGAAAACCACAUCUACAGGACCCACUUAUGCAAAAUCUACUACCAUUUACACUACUUCUAUAGAAGCUACUACCCUGGAAACCACUUCUGCAAGACCCAAUUCUGCAGAAACUAUUACCCUGGAAUACAUUUCUGCAGAAAAUACUACAUUUGAAACCAUUUUUGCAGGACCCACUUCUGCAGAAUCUACUACCCUGGAAACCACUUCUGUUGAGUCUACCACUCUGGGUACCACUUCUGCAGAAACCACUUCUUUAGGUUCCAGUUCUGUAGAAACUACCUUGCUCGCCACUUCUGCAGAAACUUCUACCCUUGGCACUACAUCUGCAAACACUAGUACACUUGGCACCACUUCUGUAGAAACUACUACCCUGGGAACAAAUUCUGCAGAAACUACUACCCUUGACACUACUUCUGUAGAAUCUACAACUCUGGACAGCACUUCUGCUAUUAGUACCUUUGGAACCUUUUCUGUGCAGACUACUACCCUGCUUACCACUUCUGUGGAAACAUCUACCCUUAACACCACUUCUGUUGAAUUUUCCACUCUGGGUAGCACUUCUCCAGAGACUACUACCUUUGAAAUCACUUCUGCAAUACCCACUUCUGCAGAAAGUACUACCCUGGGCAAAAUUUCUGCAGAAACUACUGUUCUUGAAACCACUUCUGUAGGUCCCAUUUCUGCAGAAACUUCUGCCCUUGGCACUACAUCUGGAAAAACUAGUAUCCUUGGCACCACUUCUGUAGAAACUAAUACCUUGGGCACAAUUUCUGCAGAAACUACUACCUUUGUAAGUACUUCUAUAGAAAUGACUAAACUGGAAACCAUUUCUGCAUCUUCCACUUCUGCAGAAAUUAGUACCCUUGGCAUUACUACUGUAGAAUCAACAACUCUGGGCACCACUUCUGUAGAAACUACUAUCCCGGGCACUACUUCUGUAGAAACUACUACCCUUGAAACUGCUACUGCAGGACCUACUUCUGCAGAUGCUACCAUGGGCACAACUUCUGCAAAAACUACAGCCCUUGGCACCACUUCUGUAGAAACUACUACCCUUGAAACUGCUACUGCAGGACCUACUUCUGCAGAUGCUACCAUGGGCACAACUUUUGCAAAAACUACAGCCCUUGGCACCACUUCUGUAGAAACUACUACCCUAGGCACAAUUUCUGCAGAAACCGAUACCCAUGAAACCAUUUCUAUCAAAACUACUACCCUGGACACAGCUUCUCCAGAAACUACUACUCUUGGCACCUUUUCUGUAGAAACAACCAUGCUGGCCACCACUUUUGCAGAAACCACUACCCAUGGCACCCCUUCUGUAGAAACUACUACCUUUGGCCCCAGUUCUGCAGAAAGUAGUACCCAUGGAACCAUCUCUGAUGAAACUGCUACUCUGGGCACUACUUCUGCAGGAACAAUUUCAGAAGACACCAUUAUUCUUGGAGCCACUUCUGAUGAAACUACUACCCUGGACACAACUUCUGCAGGACCCACUUCUGCCGAAACUACUACCCUGGGCACAACUACCUCAGAAACUACUACUCUUGGCAUCACUUCUAAACUACUACCAUUGGCACAACUCCUGCAGAAACUACUACUCUUGGCACAAUGUCUCACACUGCCACUUGGCACCACUACUGCAGAAACCACUAUCAUUGGCACCACUUGUGUGAUAAAAACAACUAUGAUAGAUACAGAUUCCUUAGGAUGUACCACCACUUGUACACAAACUACCCUGCAGAAACUACUACCCUUGGCACAAUUCCUGCAGAAACUACUACCCUUGAAACUACUACUACUUCUGAAGAAACUACUACCCUAA
Messenger RNA from Carassius carassius (crucian carp), 2886 nucleotides. RefSeq names its product mucin-2-like. Bases 1 to 2886 code for a protein of 961 amino acids. The transcript has 4 exons. Lineage: Eukaryota; Metazoa; Chordata; Actinopteri; Cypriniformes; Cyprinidae. The record is from RefSeq and is a predicted model, not a curated record.